GUUUCUCGAGCUGAAACUGUCACGAAGCUCUUCCUGGUUUAAACAGAAAACAAAUGUAGCUGGUGCCCAAACACGGAGGCCACAACGACUGUGAAGGACCGAAGGUUUUUGUCUCCGUCUGCUUGAAAUGGCGGAUAUGAUCCAAACCCUCGCUAGUGUUGUCCCUAAUGAUGAGGGGAGGGACAAGUUCAAGAAGAGCGACCAUGUUGCUUUUUACAGGCGGCAGAUCCAGGGUCCAAACAUGCAGUAUCGAGCCCUGUUGGACACCAUGGUGCUCACAGAGAAGGGGGUAUGUUUUGAACUGCUGGAAUCAGACUCACAGACAAGGCUACUUCUUUCUUUGUCACCGUCCAAACACGACAUUGUAAGGAUACUGAUAGAUGAAUUCCAGCCAAUUAAGGCACGCUAUCGAGUUCCAGAUGUUUUAACUGGGGAACCUCAAUGUGAACAGUUAAGAGUGGAAAAACAGACUAAGGACUCAGUCACACUUUCUUGGUCUUCAGGACGUUAUCAGCUGCGCGUGUGGCGUUCCCCUUUCCGACUGGAGAUCCUCUGUGAGCAGGAAUUGAUGGUCACAUUCAAUUCUAAAGGCAACCUGUGGUUUGAGAGAUUACAGCAUCCACCCAGUGAGCCUCAAGAAGAACAGAAAAGUUCGUUGUGGAAGGAGACAUUCAAGCAGUUUGUGGAUAUCAAGGCUAAUGGUCCCAGCAGUGUUGGAGCAGACCUCUGUCUUCAUGGGUUCAGGCAUGUUUAUGGUCUGCCUGAACACUCAGACAACUUGCAGCUCAGAGACACGAGAGACGGCGAACCUUAUCGGCUGUACAACUUAGAUGUUUUUGCCUAUCAACUGUACAGUCGCCUUGGCCUGUAUGGAUCUGUGCCACUGAUGGUGGCCCACAAGCCAGACAGGACUCUGGGUGUAUUUUGGCUGAAUGCUUCUGAGACUUUUAUAAACAUUCAGUACUCCCCCACUGACCAUCAGGAUGAUCAAACUCCCCCAGUAAAACGGAGGCGGGCUGAGCCUCAGACUGAUGUCCACUGGCUGUCAGAGAGUGGUGUGAUUGACUGCAUGGUUCUGCUCGGGCCCAGUCCACAGCAGCUCUUCACCCAGUAUGCCCAGCUGACAGGAUAUCAAGCCCUGCCGCCUCUGUUUGCCCUCGGCUACCACCAGUGCCGCUGGAACUACAUUGAUGAAGCUGACGUGAAGUCUGUGGAUUCCGGAUUUGAUCGUCACAAAAUUCCUUACGAUGUAAUUUGGCUGGACAUUGAGCACACAGAUGGGAAGCGGUACUUUACCUGGGAUCCUGUUCAUUUUCCUGAACCAACCAGGCUGCAGCAGCACCUAGAGAAGAAAAAGAGGAAGUUGGUCAUUAUAAGUGAUCCACACAUCAAGGUUGAUCCUCAUUGGUCCCUGUACUGUGAGGCCAGAGAUGGAGAACAUUUUGUCAAGGACAGAGAGGGAGAGAUCUUUAAGGGCUCAUGCUGGCCGGGUGAAUCCUCUUACCUUGAUUUCAGCAGCUCAGCUACUCGAGCAUGGUACUCCAGAUGCUUCAGCUUGGAUAAAUACAAAGGAUCGACACCUUCGUUGUUUGUGUGGAACGAUAUGAACGAGCCAUCUGUGUUCAGCGGCCCAGAGCUGACAAUGCCAAAGGACGCUGUGCAUUGUGGGGGCUGGGAACACAGGGAUUUACACAACUUGUAUGGCUUUUAUCAGCACAUGGCCACAGUGGAGGGUCUAAUCACUCGCUCAGGUGGCUUAGAGAGACCUUUCGUCCUCUCACGCUCUUUCUUUGCAGGGUCACAGAGACUUGGUGCAGUGUGGACUGGUGAUAAUGUUGCCAACUGGGAGCAUCUGAAGAUCUCAAUUCCAAUGGUUUUGUCUCUGAGCUUGGCAGGCAUAGUGUUUUGUGGAGCUGAUGUUGGUGGGUUCAUUCAGGAUCCAGAGCCGGAGUUGUUGGUGCGCUGGUACCAGGCGGCAGCCCUGCAGCCAUUUUUCCGCGGUCACUCUGCAAAUGUGACAAACCGUCGGGAACCCUGGCUUUUUGGGGACGAGGUCACUGCAGCAAUCCGCACUGUAAUCCAACAAAGGUACAGCCUGCUGCCUUAUUGGUACACACUGUUUCACCAGGCUCACACCUCUGCCUUGCCUCCACUCAGACCUCUGUGGGUGGAGUUUCCAGAAGAAGAGAGCACCUUCAGUGUGGACAGCCAGUACAUGCUUGGAGGAGCACUGUUGGCAUGUCCUGUAACUGAACCGGGUAUCCAAGAAGUCAAAAUCUUUCUUCCUGGAUCUGGCGAGAUUUGGUAUGACAUCCAUUCUGUGCAGUCGUACGAAGGAGGCAGGACUCUCAGUCUUCCUGUCACCCUGGACACAGUUCCAGUGUUCCAGCGUGGUGGCUCAGUGGUCUGUAGAUCAGUAGGAAGUUGCUCCUGUACAGCUGAACUUCAGCAGCUCCCCCUCUCUGUCACUGUGGCUUUAAGCUCUCAGGGCAUUGCUGAUGGUGAGUUGUACCUGGAUGAUGGCCACUCAUUCAGAUACCGUGACGAAAAGGCCUUCUGUCUGCGCAGGUUCAGCAUGCUGUCAGGCCGUCUGCUCUGCCGUCCUGCCAGUGAAGAAGGAACAUUUGACUGUGAGACAGUCAUACAGUCAGUCACCAUCCUGGGGCUGAAGAGCAAACCGUCCACAGUGAUUGUGCAUGCAUCAGGUACUAAGGACAUGUCAGCUGCAUUUCAGUACAUGGAGACUUGCUGCAAGCUGACUGUGAACACUGGAAACCUCAGAGUGGCGAUGGACUGGGAAAUACAGAUAGGUUGAUUGUGAAUAUGCCAGAGUUCUUUCACCAGAUUUUUUUUUAAUUAUGAAGAAUUCAGAAUUCAGAAUAGAGAAGGGCAUCACAUGAAUUAUGAAACUUACAGACAAGACAGAUUUGGUAAAGAAAGUAAAAGAGGGGGUAAUUGUAGGUGUGUGUAGUGAGUAUGAGGGUGCUCAUUUCUAUUCAGUCCAGGAUUAAUGCAAUUGAUAGGGGUAAAAUGGAGGGAUUAUAACAAUAAUAGUGAUAUAAUAAUAAGAAAAACAGCAUUCAAUUAUUAUUAUCAAAAUCAUCACUAAUAAUGAUAACAAGAAUGAUGAUUAUAACAACAAUAAUAACAGUAAUAACAAUAAUAAUGAAAACAUAAGGGAGUAAUUGCUAAUUGUCUGAAUACAUUUGUUUGAUUGUGUGGACACUGAUGGAGUUCAAAGCAUGUACUCAUUUAUGCUGUUAACAAAAACUCUUCUUAAAGUGAGAGCCACUUUAUACAAUUAGAUCCAUUUAUUUUUGGAUACUGACAUAAAUCCUGUUAUUUUAGCUGUUUACCAAAACCUAUUGAAGUUAUAUGAUAAAUAUGGACUUAAAUUGUAGACUCUCUCCUGUAAUUUGGGCAGUUAAACACAUAUAUUGCAUUAACCACGAAAGAAUUACAGCCAUUUUUAUACAUAGUCCCCUGUUUUCAGUGGUUCAAGUGUAAUUAGAAAAAAAAUAUUAAAUUUAAAAAAAUAAAGUUAUUGGAAAUUUUGGAAAUAUCCACAGAAUAGAUUCUUUUCUUACAAAUACUGUGACCUUGUAGUGAACCCACUGCAUUUUCUCUCUUGAAGUCUCUUAUGGGUAGACUUGGAUAACUAAUGGAUUUUUCUUAAUGGAAAGGAUCCUGUGAUCAUCACCCACUGCUUUCUUCAGUGGAUUGUCAGUCCUUUUAAUCUUGCUGAUCUCGUGCAUAUGGUAUUUUUUUUUCAGAUUGUACCAAACUAUUGACUUGGUCACUCCUAAUGUUCCCAUUCAAAUGGAUUUGUUUUGUUUUUUCAGUUUAAGCACAGCCCAAGCCAGUCACCUGGUGCCUUAUCCUCUUAAUUUUGCUGAGCUAGCAGGUUCAGUGGCAAUCAUGGAUGUAUACAUAUCAGCGUCUAGAGUUCUCUUACUCUCCAAAUCCAAAAACAUAAAUAAUUUGUGGAGGAAAAUAGAAAAUUUCUGUGGACAGAUUGCUAUCACUGCCGGCUUUGCUGUGUGCUUGACCUGCAACAAGAAAAAAGAAAGUAAUGUGCUAAGACAUUUCCAGAACAGGCAGGAUAUCAUUGUGUUAUUAGGUCUGAGAGUUGAUUGCUCUAUGUAGCUGAAGAAAAAAAAAGAUUGUCUGAGCUUGACCUUAGCCAAAAUUCAUAUCAAACUGGCCUAUUUUUUAAUAUUUGUAAUAUUUUUAAAGUUGACUACUUUAAAGUUGACUGCUCUAUGAUUCAUUUACACAAACAGGUAUAAUUCUUAGUGGCCUGCAUAGAUAUAUAGCCACUCAGUUUUCUUUAUUUUAGUUGGAAAAAUUCAUAAAUGCAACAAAACAUUGUAUUAUUGUAAUGAAAAUUCAAAGUACCAAAUAAUCAGAAACAGUGCACAGCAGAGUCGUCAUAAGUGGUUGAAGAUUUUAACUAUUUACAUCUAUUAGUAAAGUUGAAAGGCUAAUCUAUUCUUAAUAGCUAGUGCCACCCUAAUUAUAAUGCAAAUAUGCCUCACUGAUUCUGCUGGUGAAAAAUUGCUUAAAAUAGCUCUUUUGGAAGUAGAGAUUGCAAACCCCUGCCUUAAAUGGGCUGUGGCCAUGCGGGUCGUGGGUUCACAGCAUCAGCUUCCAAAAUGUAAAUACUACACUUGGAAUCAUCUGCAGACCUUUUCUCUGCUUAAUUUAUGAAUAAACAGUGAAGAAAUACUCAGCGUCUGCCCAUUAAAGUCCAAUCACAUUUGAGCCCCUGAAAUUAGGUGACUGUGUAUAAAAAAUAUUCAGCAUAUGGGUAUAUUCAUCAGGUGCCUGUAACUGUAAUGCUUGUAUUCAACUUCAGGUAUACCAUUGUCCUGUGAUUAUGUGUUGGCACCUCUUUUUCUUUGAGCGCUGUCCUUUAUCUGACACUGCCAUGUCCCUGCUGACUGAAUCCUGCUCUAUAAGGACAAAUAUUUUUUUUUAAAACCCAUCAAACUUGUUAUAUUCUAAGCUGUGAACAUUAAAUUAAUGUUUAAUUGAAUAAGUUUUAAGUAAUUAUCAAUUAGAAGUUAUGUUUGAUUCUGAACUUUCUUUGACUGAAUAAACAGUGAUGUGCAGCUUCUAAUGUUGAUGUAUGUAUUUCUUUUAUUGCUGCUGUGUUGUCAUAUUUAAAACAAAGAGACAAAACAUACUUUUUUUUUUUUAUCCCACAUUUGCAUAAAGGUGCAGCAACAAAUGCUAGAACAAGCCUAAUUACCAAAUGAGACAUUGUACACA
This is a messenger RNA of Archocentrus centrarchus (flier cichlid), 5274 nucleotides long. It is a transcript of the gene ganc, whose product is annotated as glucosidase, alpha; neutral C. NCBI's taxonomy places the organism in Eukaryota, Metazoa, Chordata, Actinopteri, Cichliformes, Cichlidae. Gene Ontology annotation, molecular function: carbohydrate binding; alpha-1,4-glucosidase activity. Bases 128 to 2815 code for a protein of 895 amino acids. The record is from RefSeq and is a predicted model, not a curated record. The transcript has 25 exons. Gene Ontology annotation, biological process: carbohydrate metabolic process; N-glycan processing.